Molecule: messenger RNA, 2486 nt
Organism: Hyposmocoma kahamanoa
Lineage: Eukaryota; Metazoa; Arthropoda; Insecta; Lepidoptera; Cosmopterigidae
Product: gastrula zinc finger protein XlCGF57.1-like
Exons: 3
Coding region: 806-2377 (523 amino acids)
Cellular component (GO): nucleus
Source: RefSeq, a predicted model, not a curated record
UCGCGAUCAAAUCGCACUUCGCUAUUGCCACCGCAAUGCGUUAAACUGCCGCAAUUCUAUUGUGCCUCAUUUCUGUAUUGUGAAUCCACCUUUACCUUUCGUUAUUGUGUGACAGCGAAUAUGUUUACUUUUGUCGAUUUCUCAUACUUGUGUGUGCCCUUUAUUGUAUAGUGUGUGACCAGGGUGGCGAAGGUAACUUUUAAGUACUUAUUACGUCUGAUAUAACCUUCAUAAGGAUGCGGUACCGAUUCUCCGGAUAUAUCUGGUGAUUCGGUGCUGCUGCCGGCGUCGUUCCCAGCCCCUUUGGUCAUGCCUGCAUUUCGGUCCAUCUGGCAAAACGUAGAAUACGGAAUAGUUCGAUCUGUGAAUAUGAAUUGGACAAAAGCACCGCAGACCAUUAUUUUUCAGCUGCCCUAUCAAAACAUGUUCUGUUUAUGAUAGUCUUCCAUCUUGUUCCUCGUCCCAUGCUGGAAUAGACUACAGAGCAGUGUUAAUUAAUUAAACAUUAAAAAAAGUGUGACUCCCAUGACUGACUCGACAUUGGUAAAAUUCUUCAAAAGAAGCCAGAAACUUAAAAAUACAAUAGAGAUUCAUCUGUCUCAUGGCCUGGCACUUGCCAACGAUCACAAAUUAGAAAAUGAUUGCCAUAAUUUUCAUAUUGUUUCUCUAAACAGACACUGCCCAAGUCCAAGCGGCCGACAUAUAGCAAAUAAUAAUUACUGGGAAGACGGUAUAUAGGUACCUAUACCAAUCACCAUAAUUUUUGUAAAUAAAUAAUUUUACAAAACUGACACUGGCGCAAGCCAUGAACUUCAAAGUGGAAGCAAGUGAAUUAGAAAACAGCCCUAUGGAUUUAUAUGUGAAUGUCCACAUUAAACAAGAGCCAGUUGGUGUUACAGAAGAAGAACAAAGGAAAAUGGAGGAGCCGGAACUGUAUGCAGAUCAUGAAAUUAAGGAAGAAUUGGUUGUAGGACCUGUGGUGUUGCAGCCUACUGAUUUAGCUCAAACAAGAUACAUGCAGAACACACCUGAUGGGUUGAAUGUUGAUACUCGACCUAACAAAUGUGAUAGCAACACUAAAUGUUAUACAGGUAAAUACCAUCUUAAGCUUCAUAAAAUAACUCGUACCGGAGAGAAGACGAACCAAAAUUUAAGCACUCAGACAGGAAAGAAACAGUACAAAUGUGAUUAUUGCAAUAAAUGUUUUGCAACAAAAUCUCUUGCUAAACAUCAUAUAAUGGUGCAUACUGGAGAGAAACCAUAUAAAUGUGACCACUGUAACAAGGCUUUUGCUUCUAAAUACUAUUUAAAUACACAUUUUUUAACAAUUCAUACAGAAGAGAAACCGUACGAGUGUGAUUUUUGCAAUAAACAUUUUGCAACAAAACCUCAAGUUAAGACUCAUAUAAUAAUGGUUCAUACUGGAGAGAAACCAUUCAAAUGUGACCACUGUCACAAGGUUUUUGCUUUUAAACAUCAUUUGAAUGCACAUUUAAAGAUUCAUGUGAAAAAGAAACCAUACAAAUGUGAGUACUGUAACAAAGGUUUUGCUUCUAAAUACCCUUUAAAUACACAUUUAAUGGUUCAUACUGGAGAAAAACCCUACAUGUGUGCUAUUUGCAAUAAACGUUUUAGAGCAAAACGUCAAGUUAAGCGUCAUAUAAAGGUCCAUACUGGAGAGAAACCAUAUAAAUGUGACCACUGUAAUAAGGCUUUUGCUUCUAAAUAUCAUUUAAAUACACAUUUUUUAACUAUUCAUACAGGAGAGAAACCCUAUGUGUGUGAUAUUUGCAAUAAACAUUUUGCAACAAAAUGUCAAGUUAAUAAUCAUAUUAUUAUCCAUACUGGAGAGAAACCAUUCAAAUGUGACCACUGUCACAAGGUUUUUGCAUUUAAAAGUCAUUUAAAUGGACAUUUAAAGACUCAUAUGGAAAAGAAACCGUACACAUGUAACUUCUGUAACAAAGGUUUUGCUUUUAAAUACCCUUUAAAUACACAUUUAAUGAUUCAUACUGGAGAGAAACCCUAUGUGUGUGCUAUUUGCAAUAAACGUUAUAGAGCAAAACAUCAACUUAAUCGUCAUAUAAAGGUCCAUACUGGAGAGACACCAUACAAAUGUGACUACUGUCACAAAGUUUUUGUUUUUAAACAGCAUUUAAAUGCACAUUUAACUAUUCAUACAGGAGAGAAACCAUAUGAGUGUGAUAUUUGCAAUACACGUUUUGCAGCAAAAUAUCAAGUCAAGAAUCAUAAGAUAAUGAUCCAUACUGGAGAGAAACCACACAAAUGUGACCACUGUCCCAAAGUUUUUGCUUUUAAACACUAUUUAAAUGCACAUUUAAAGAUUCAUGUGAAAAACAAAACUAUACAAAUGUGACUAAGUGUAACAAAUGUUUUGCUUCUAAGUAUAGUUAAAAGCACGUCAAGCUUGACUAGAGAUGGGUCAUGGAUAAAUAUAAUUGGGAUAAAUAUUCAGUAUAAAGAUA